AGCUCUUAAUUUACAGAUCUUCCUAACCAGUCUUUAAAGUUUGGCCCUGGGUCAGGUCAGUCUGUGAGUUAAUUAACACUUUCUGACCCUGUCAUCCUUCAGUGAGAUAUUAUAUCACACUCCUAACGUCACAGGGGGCACUUAGUUUGACCCCAGUGGGGCCAAAGGGCAGGAAAGCAAGGCACACAGCCUCAGCAAAGGGAUUUUUUUACCCAGAAAACCCUGGAGUAUUGAAAUCAACAGAAGGCCUGAGACAUCCGCCCCUUCUUCAGAGCUCACCCUGCUGGUUCAUGAGUGAGUCCCGCUAGCCAGAGUCCCUUCUGCCCUCUCACAUGCAGCGGCCACAGCCUGCCAGCAGAACCCCUCUUAAACAGGACCACCAGCUCUGUGCCGUGUGCUCCCAUGCUGAGGUGCCCUCUCCCUUCCGGGCCCUUGUAUGUUCCAUGGGGGGGGCACUGGUUGGGAAUUAUAGAGUGGAUGCCCCCCCCCCCAUGCAUUCUCCAUGAGGGCUCUUCCUGCGGUUCCCAGGCAGGGCAGCCAUCGAGUCUAGACUGCACCACAACAGGUCUGAAGUGAAGCCACGGUGCCAGUAUUUCAGCCCAGGCCGAGAACACUUCACAAGUUGAUACAGGCAUAUUCCCUGCUCCUGUCUGGGGACGUUCAUGGCAUAGUCAGGACUGGCCCCAGGAAAACGCUGGCUCCUGAACAGAAGAGUUUUACCCUUAUUGUAAAGAGGCCCAUUGUGCCAGUGGAGCAGAGCUCUCCUCCUCCCAGGGACGCAUGGGAGCUCUUACCAGCCUGCACCCAGAUAACUGAGUAUCUGCAAGACAAGGAUUGACAACUUUGAUCCACAGUCUAUGGGAAGCCAGCACAGAGCCAAGGAUGGACCUGCUGGGCUCGCAGUGCGGGGAGAUGUCUUGUAGGGUUCUGGAGCAGGAGUUUCCUCAAGGGGUGGCUUCACACCCAGGCAGGUUGCGCUGCUGUAGUCCAGCUGGGAAGUGACACGGGCUUGUCUAACCGGGCCCAGUCGCUGGCCGCCAGGCUGGGACAGCGUCUCCUAGCCAGCCAGAGGGAGGAGAAGGCGUUGUGAGUGCUCUUAUGUGAGUUCAGCUCCAAAGAGGAAUCUGGGAGCCCCCUAAACUACAGACUGAACCAACCAAUUGUGGGCAUGAACUUUCCACUACCGGGGACUGUGCCAUGGCUGCAAACUCUUCCAAGUGCUUCCCUCUGCCUGCCAGCGGCACCUCCGUCUUGUGGGUUUCAGCUUCCGCCAGCAGUUCCUCAGCCCUGAGCCCAUCUCAUCUCCGUCUGGGGCCAGUGUUGUGGUCGUGCAUGAUGAUGGGUAAAUAACAGGGCUGUGUCUCACCUGCCUAGUGCUGUGACCAGCUCCCAUCCCACCCCCGGGGCCCCUCUGCAGCAUUCGACACCAUCGCUCGUGGGACACUGCUGAGGGGUCGGACUCAGGGUAAGGUACUAGAAUGGUUUGAGUCCUUCCUGAGGGGAAUCUGCACCUCCAUCGCUAGGCCCCUCGUCUGGGGAAUCCCACAGGGAUCAGUUCUCUUCCCACUCCUAUUAAUGUCCACCCGCAGCCAGUUGAACGGCCCAGACACGGAGCCAGGGUCAGUGAUAUGCAGGCGACAGCUCUAUUUACCCGUCCUCAUGCACAACCACAGCAUGUGCCCACUGCCUGGAUGGGCUCAGCUCCUGGCCAAGGAACCGCUGGUGGAAGCUGAAACCAGGUUCUCUUGGGCUGUAAUACAGCCUCAGCCAUGGGAGGCAGGUAUCACAGGCCAGGGAAGGCUGACUUUCCCCAACAGCCACGUGGCCCCACCCACACUCCACCCUCAGGUCCCUUCUGCUGCCUGGGCUGGGGGCUUGUGGCUGGCCCAGGUAGAUGGGACCGGUCCUCACACCACCCAGCACUCUGGGCUGGAGAUGGUCAGGUGGCCCAGGGCUGGGGAGGACUAGUCUCCCCGAGUUCACACACCACCCAUGGUUUCAGCAGAGGCGUGGAGGAAUUUGGUGAAGUCUUUGUGGUGAAUUCAGAGCCAUGGCUCAUUACCGGGGAGCUGGGAGAGCGCUGACCAUACCUUAGGGAGGGGAUGGUCAGGGCAGUGGCUGUGCUGCGACGUCCUCAACCCUGACAGCUGAACCGCAGAACAGAGCCCAGGUGUGACUGGCUGGUGGGUGGGAGCAGAGGCGACCUGCGAGAGUCCAAGGGAAAGGAGUGGGGAGACGGGGGCUUUUGCAUCUGCGAUCUUGUCACCGUGCAUGGUGGUAUGUCCCAGGACAGGCCUCGGCGAUUGUCUCUGAACCGCUAGUGGAAAGCCUUUGCUCUGUGGUGGUCUUAACGAGCAUAAAAUCUGUUUGCGUUGGCUCUGGUUUCUGAGCUUAGAUGACUUUGGUUUACCUGAGGUGCCUCUAUUGGAUCUGAUGAUGUUUGUACCUGCUGCCUUGACCUGCCUGGGUCUCCAAUGGGCCAAGCAGCCUGAAGGGGCGAGAUGGGCAUUGCAUCAUCCAGCCAGGGCUUGGAGGCAGGUCCCUGGAGCCCACCAAGGGACCCCCCUCAAACACACACAGCCAGCUUGGGCCCAGCCCCUGGGUUACAGCCGCCAGAAACUGCAGGGGAAGAAGCUCUUUAGUUAGGAAAAUUUCUGUCCUUCCUCUUUCCUCUUGAAACCAACAUAAAUUGCUGGAAGGGCCAGGCAGCCAGGCCACCCGAUUGUGGUAGGAAACUGUAGGACAGAGAGAAGCCCAUGAGGAACUUCAGAGCCAGCCAGGGGAAGGAGCAGGACCUGGGAUUCAAGGCUGACAGAUGCCAAAGCCCAUUGGUGGGUUUAAUCUGACCUCCUCAUGCACUUUCUGGGGGCUCAGUUCUCAGGGGCAGGACCCGCUGGCAUCACAGGCAGCUCAGCUCAGAGUGCACAGCCAACAAGCUGUCAGGGUGCAGAGAGAAGCGGGGGGAAUAACAGGCAAACAGGGCUAGGGGCAUUCGAUAAACUGAGGGGCCGCCCUGCCCUGGGGUCUGGUGUCCAGUUCUGGUCAGGCCAGCUUGGGGAAAGGACAGAGCAGAAGCCAAGGAGGUUCCCGAUGGGGCCAGAGGCCCCUGUCUGAGAAGAGAUGACAAUGCAAUCCAAGGACAAAGACACACACCACCGUCGUCCUGGGGAACUCCCUGCCCUAGGGUGCCACUGAAAGCAGGAGCUCUGCAGGAACAUGGCAAGAAGGAACAGCUGUGUCUAUAGGCACCAGGCCCCUCCCCUGCUACUCCCGAGGGGAUGAGGUGGGUUAGGAAGGACAGGCAGAUGGCGGGGGGGCAGGCGCAUGGGAGGUUCUAAAGAUUGGAGAGGAGGCUCAGCUCAAGGUUAGCUCACGAACGUUAAGAGUCCACCCUUUUGACCUGCAUCAGGAACAGGGUGGGGGCCGGGGUCAGCUCAGACCCAGCCAUCCCUGACCACUUUUGAGACCCUAACCGCAGGACAGGAAGGCGCUUCUCCCUUGAAGAGGUUGGUCCAUAACGGUCCAAUGGGGGGGGGGGGGUACCCUCUCACAUCUUCCUGCGAAGAGCUGGCCUGGCACCCCGGACACAGGAACCUGGGUGAGGGGGCCAGGUGAUCUGCUGCUGAGUGGCCUUUCCUAGAGGUGGAGGCCCCAAAGCCCCUGAUCCCCCCACAGCUCCGCAGGCCGGACGUACAUGGGGAAGGGAAGCCUGGUAUGCUGGAGGGUAAAACCAUUUGUUCUGAAUGCUGCACACAGCUGUGUUAUUGUAGGGUCCCCACUAGCACCAGGGCUGCCAGUCCUAAGCCCUAAAGCUACACCCCAGAAGUUAAAUGGACUUCCCACACCGAGUGCUCUGCACAGGGUCGCUGGGUGCAAGGGACCUGGGGGAGGCGUGGCCAGCCCUGGCCUUCCCCCACCGAGUGCUCUGCACAGGGCCACUGGGUUCAGGGGAGCUGGGGGAGGCGCUGCCAGCCCUGGGAUUCCCACACCAAGUGCUCUGCACGGGGUCGCUGGGUGAGGGGGAGGCACUGCCAACCCUGGGCUUCCCACACCAAGAGUUUUGCACAGGGUCGCUGGGUGCAGGGGACCUGGGGGAGGCGCGGCCAGCCCUGGGCUUCCCCCACCGAGUGCUCUGCACAGGGUCGCUGGGUGAGGGGGAGGCACUGCCAGCCCUGGGCUUCCCACACCAAGAGUUUUGCACAGGGUCGCUGGGUGCAGGGGACCUGGGGGAGGCGCGGCCAGCCCUGGGCUUCCCCCACCGAGUGCUCUGCACAGGGUCGCUGGGUGAGGGGGAGGCACUGCCAGCCCUGGGCUUCCCACACCGAGUGCUCUGCACAGGGCCGCUGGGUGCAGGGGACCUGGGGGAGGCGCGGCCAGCCCUGGGCUUCCCCCACCGAGUGCUCUGCACAGGGUCGCUGGGUGCAGGGGACCUGGGGGAGGCGCAGCCAGCCCUGGGCUUCCCCCACCGAGUGCUCUGCACAGGGUCGCUGGGUGAGGGGGAGGCACUGCCAGCCCUGGGCUUCCCACACCGAGUGCUCUGCACAGGGUCGCUGGGUGCAGGGGACCUGGGGGAGGCGCGGCCAGCCCUGGCCUUCCCCCACCGAGUGCUCUGCACAGGGCCGCUGGGCCCGGCGAGGGGGCGGAGGCGCUGCCAGCCCCGGCACAGGAUGAGCAGAAGAGUGAGGAACUGCAGCUCUAGGACGAUACUUCAUGUGCACCCAAGAGUGCGACUCUCCUGGGACCCGGCUCCAGCAGAGGGAGCUCGGAGCAUGUGGAGGGAGUCCCAGUCUGGGCCACACACCAGGUCCCACUUAGUGCUGGCCCCCUGCACUGGGGCAGAGGAGUGUAGGGGCCCGGCCAGCCCAUCCACCGAGAGCUGGAAGACGCUCCUCCCUCCCGCAAGCACAGCAGAUCUCAGCAGUGCCCCGAAGGGCAGGGUGCAGCUCCCCGUGGCAGGGCCUGGAGACCCCACGCAGCCGAGCCCAGUGCCCGCCUGUGCCAUUUCCCAUCCCUCCCAGUCACCAGGGAGGGAGAGACAUGAGGAGGCCAGGCUGCAUGGAGUCACGUAA
Molecule: messenger RNA, 5069 nt
Organism: Gopherus evgoodei (Goodes thornscrub tortoise)
Lineage: Eukaryota; Metazoa; Chordata; Testudines; Testudinidae
Exons: 3
Coding region: 3831-5069 (412 amino acids)
Source: RefSeq, a predicted model, not a curated record